Molecule: messenger RNA, 2858 nt
Organism: Panonychus citri (citrus red mite)
Lineage: Eukaryota; Metazoa; Arthropoda; Arachnida; Trombidiformes; Tetranychidae
Product: gamma-taxilin-like
Molecular function (GO): syntaxin binding
Source: RefSeq, a predicted model, not a curated record
CUUUUUGUAUUUUCUCCACAGUUUAUCCAAAUUUCUCAUCAUCAUUCCUCUUCCUCUGCAUCAUCAGAAUAGUUUUUCUCUCUCUCUCUCUCUUCCUCUCUCUUUCUUCAUCUCUCUCUCUCUUUCCACCGCAUGGAUUAUUGUUGUUGUCAUCUUUUCCUUUCUCUCUCUCUCAAUUCAGUCUUUUAAAAAGUCGCUUUUAUAUUCUUAUUGUAUUUUAACUAAAUUUAGAUAAUGAUUAUCUAAUUGUUACCACAAUUCUCAUUCUAAAUAAUUUGAUUACAAGUUAAUUUCUAUUUGUUUUUCUUUUCUCAAUUCGGUUAACCUUUUUUUCCCCAUUGGUUUUUGGUAAACAGACUAACACAUUAUGGAGGAAGGACAAGUUACUACUCAAGCAAAAAAAUCUUCAGCUUUACAAACCGAUUUGGAAGCUCAAAAAUUGUUUCUCUCUAAAUUGGAAGAUGAAUGUAAGAAAAAUUUUCUCGAUGACAAAUCUCUUAAUAAAACUCUCGGACAAUAUAAGAAAGCAGCGAAUGAGUUAAAGAAUUCAAUUAACCAUUUCCUGGAUUCUAAAUCUGUUUCUACUAAUAAUCCUGUUGGUAGAUUAAUUGACGAAGAGCUUAAAGAAAAGAUUGACAUGUUGGAAUCAACAUUAAAAUCAUCUGGAAUAAUCAAAGAUAAUCACAACAAUUCUGCCAAUGGAUCUACUAGUCAAGUUACCGUUUCCACUGUUCCUGCUACUGUAGAUUCAAUUGUUACUGAUAAUCAAGAAAAAUCAUCUCAACAAUCACCAACCCAAUUGACAUCUCAGAAUAUUGAUUCUCAGCCCGUUGGUCAACAACAACAACAACAACAACAACAACCAUCAUCAUCAUCAUCGUCAUCAUCACAACCUCAACAAGAAACAUCUCAAACCCAAACAAAUCAACCUCAACAAUCAACACAAUCUCAAUCAACUGAUAAAAAGAAAUCAACAACGGUGAAAAAAGAUGUUACCAAGAAAUCUGAUAAAGGUGAACCAGAAUUGAAAGUUGAUUCCUCAAAACCAGAUACUAAAACCGAUGCUACAAUUAAACCCGAUUCUACCACCGAUUCAACAGCAAAGACAACAACAUCACCACCGCCAUCAAUUUCUAGCAAAUCUAAUCAAGAAGCUAAAGACUCCGAGAGUUUAUCACCAGAAAGGAAGCCCAAAGCUGCUUUGAAUAAGCGAUCAGCUCAUAAGGAAAAGAGUACAAUGGAUUAUAUUCUGAAGAAUCUUAAUUGUGAUAACAAUGAGCAAAAUCAACUUAAACUAUUAUGCAAAAUGUAUAUGGAUCUUAUGGAAGAAAACAAAGUUUUAGACAAAGGCAAUAAGCAGCAUGUUAAAACUUUCACUCGAUUGAAUAAAGAAAAGGAGCAACUUCAGUCUGAGAAUAAUCGUUUGAUUCUUGCAAAGAGUAGACUUGAAAGUCUAUGUCGAGAAUUACAGAAACAUAAUAAAGCAAUUAAAGAGGAGAGUUUAUUGCGAGUUAAAGAGGAAGAGGAAAAACAUCGCACCAUGGCUGCCAAAUUUCAAGCCACUUUAAGUGAGAUAAUGAUUCUGGUUCAGGAGAGUCAUCAACGGAAUAAUACACUGAGAGGAGAGAAUAUGCAAUAUGAGAAAAAAUUGCGAAUCUAUUUGGAACAUUAUGGUAAAUGGGAGAAAGAAAUUGAGAAAAUAUUAGCAUCGAAAGAUUUGGAAAUUCAAUUAACCAAAACUAAAUUAGCCGAAGCCAAUUUAACUUCUGACCGAGAGAAGGAAAAAUUAAUUGAAGAAAAUCAACAGAUUCUCAAUAUGAUGACAGAUCUUCACAAGAAACAUUCUGAAUCGAUUACCAAUGAGAAUCAUUUGAAAGCUCAACUUUCGCUUUAUAUUGAAAAAUAUGAUGAAUUUCAGACUCUUUUAGCUAAAAGUAACGAAAUGUUCAAUGGAUUUAAGAAAGAUAUGGAUAAGAUGAGCAAGCGAAUUAAAGAUUUGGAAAAGGAGAUCAAAGGAUGGAAAAAGAAAUGUGAUGAUGCAAAUCAAGCGUUAAUUGUUGCUGAUGAAGAGCGAAAAACUUCAAAACAAAAGAUACAAAAACUUGAGAAUUUGUGUCGAGCCUUACAAUCGGAAAGGAAUCAACUUUCAGAUCGAUUGAAACAAACUCAGAAUAUUGAAAAGUCGAAAGAAAAAUCAAAUUCAUUGGAUUGUGGAUCAAAUGAAAAUAGUGAUAAAUCGUUGGGCGAUCAUAAAGAUGAUAAAUCUCAAUCUACAAUAAGUGAUAAUAAUAAUCCACCGAUCGUUAAUCAAGAUCUCAAUCCUUAUGAGCUUUUAUUAUCUUCGACGAAUCAGUGAUCUCUCUCUCUCUCUCCCUCUUUUUAGAAAUUAACACAUUUAAUUGAGAAAAAGGUCUAAAUUUUCAUCGUCAUCCGCUUAUUAUAUUCUCCUACUUUUUAAUUAUCACAAUCAACGCGUGAUUGUUAAUUUAGUGUGAAAGAAACAAAAUUUACAUUUAAUUUUAACUUCGAAAGACAAAAUAUUUCAAUCAUGUCUUUGAUUAACUUUCUCCCUUCCCUUAUCAUCACCUUAUCCUUUCCCGUACUUAAUUAAUUUAAAGAGAAUAAAUCUACUAACCAAUAAUGAAUCACUUGUUACGUAAUAAACACGUAACAAAAAUAAUUAAUAAAACCAACAAUUAACAAUCUUAAUCAUAAUUAAGCCUUAAAAAUGAAAGCAAAGCUUUUAGUCAACAUCGAUGAGACAAUAACAUGAAAUCAAGAAUCUCUUUUUCUCCUCUCUUUAUUAUCUGUAUUUUCUAGAAUUCAUAUUCUCAUUAAAUGUUAAUUAUAUUCGAAAA